Cercospora beticola is the source of this 1116-nucleotide messenger RNA. Its product is annotated as tyrosinase family protein. Gene Ontology annotation, molecular function: oxidoreductase activity. NCBI's taxonomy places the organism in Eukaryota, Fungi, Ascomycota, Dothideomycetes, Mycosphaerellales, Mycosphaerellaceae. The record is from RefSeq and is a predicted model, not a curated record.
AUGCUUUCGCUAAUAUGGGCUGUUCUGGCUGUACUUCCUGCUUCGAUCGCUAAGUCGGAAUACUCUCACUUCAAACAUCACAAGAGACAACAAGGAGGAGAGGCUUUUCAACUCGAAGAACUGAAGCAAGGGUACGAAGCAGAGGUUCGACAGACAUUCAACGCGCGAUGCAACGAGAACAAUGUCAUUCGACGGAAAGAAUGGGGAAACAUGUCGCCCGCUGAGCGACAAGAUUACAUUCGUGCCACGAGGUGCUUGAAUAACCUACCUUCAAAAUCACACGACUUUUAUGCCCCGGGAGCACAAAACCGAAGGGACGAUUUCACAGUGGCACAUAUCGCCAACCACGAGAAGGUCCAUUUUUCGCCGUGGACAUUGGCUUUCCACAGUUGGUUUAUAUGGUUAUACGAGCAAGCGCUUCGUAAUGAAUGUGGUUAUCAAGGAGGUCUCCCAUACAUGGCCUACGAAAAAUACGGUUACCAACCACUCGAGCAAACUCCUCUGUUCGAUGGCUCCGAUACUUCCUUCGGAACCAACGGCUUCCUUCAACCCGAUGGCUGUCACUGCGUCGAUGGUCCUUUCGCCGACUUUCAGUGUCAUCUUGGCCCUAUUCAAGGUGGGCAUGGCUGUCGACCGAAUCCCCAAGCCAAUGGCCUGGGCUUCAACCCUCGAUGUCUGGAACGAGAGUUCAACUACGAGCACAUUGGCAACUUGACUGUUGAGAACGUCUAUGAGUCGAUAACACUGUAUACUGACAUCGGCAACUUCUGUCUCCGCUUCGAAAAUUUCCCUGGAGGCCUCCAUAGCACGCCGCAUGAGAUUGUCGGUGGUGCACAAAGCGAUAUCCCCGGCUCGCCUUGUGAUCCUUGGUUCUGGACCCAUCAUUGCGGAUUGGAUCGUCUUUGGCGCAUGUGGCAAAGUUUGGACUAUAAUGAUCGGAUGUACGCCCUGCCGCCGCCUGAGCAGUAUGCUGCUGAGAGGGUUUCUAGAGGCUGGCAACCGACGGAACUUGUGACGCCGGAUAGUUGGAUCUAUGUGUCUCCCAUACUGGAUGGGAUUCGUGUGGGCGAUAUGAUGAGCACUACUGGUGGGCCGUUCUGCUAUAUCUACGAGUGA